Molecule: messenger RNA, 1623 nt
Organism: Phasianus colchicus (ring-necked pheasant)
Lineage: Eukaryota; Metazoa; Chordata; Aves; Galliformes; Phasianidae
Gene: PPA2
Product: inorganic pyrophosphatase 2
Biological process (GO): phosphate-containing compound metabolic process
Cellular component (GO): cytoplasm
Molecular function (GO): magnesium ion binding; inorganic diphosphate phosphatase activity
Source: RefSeq, a predicted model, not a curated record
AUGGAAGGGAACGCUUUAUUGCCAGGGAGCGGGCAGGAUGGCAAUCAUCACACCCCCACCGGGGCUGACAAACCUUCCACGGCACCACUCCUUCCAUGCCCCUAUUUCCUCCCUUCUGUUCCCUUCUCCCGAGGCUGGGGGCAAGCAGCCAUCCCAUGGACCCCGCAGCCAGAGUUUGGGUCCUGCGACAGCCGCUGCCUGGGGGCAAACCGCCAUCUUGGGCCUCUCGGGGCUGAGAGCCGCGCCUCCCCUCAGGCGGCAGCGCGGCGGUACGGCGUGCUGCUGUCCGUCCGCGUCGGUGCGGCAGGAGGAGAGCGGGUCCUGUCGCAGCAGCACCCUCUGCCGGGCCGGGCCGGGCCGGGCCUGCCGGCGGGGACCGCUGAGGACAGCCGGGGCAGGGGGCAGGGGGCAGGAGGCCGGCGCGGCGCGGCGCGGCGCAGGCCCGGCGGCCGCAGGAAGGGGAGGGAGGCGGUCGCAGCCAUCAUGCGUGCGCUGCCGGGGUUGGGGCGGCUGCUGGCGGCGCGGGGGUGGGGGUGGCCGCCGCGCCGCUGCCUCGGCGCCAUGGCCCGCUACGGCACGGAGCAGCGGGGGCGGCCCAACUCUCCCGAUUACCGCCUCUACUUUAAGAACGCAGAUGGUAAAUACAUUUCCCCAUUUCAUGAUAUUCCACUCUUUGCUGGAUCCAAAGAGGAUAAAGAGAUUCCUGCAAAGAGGUCAAAGACUACAGGAAAUGAGGUCCUAUUUAAUAUGGUUGUAGAAGUGCCUCGUUGGACAAAUGCAAAAAUGGAGAUUGCCACUGAGGAGCCGUUGAAUCCCAUUAAACAAGAUACAAAGAAAGGCAAGCCUCGAUAUGUGGCAAAUAUCUUUCCUCACAAGGGUUAUAUAUGGAAUUAUGGUGCCCUCCCUCAGACCUGGGAAGAUCCAAACCAUACAGAUAAAAUUACAGGAUGCUGUGGGGAUAAUGAUCCUGUUGAUGUUUGUGAGAUAGGUUCAAAGGUUCGCUCUUCUGGUGAGGUUGUUCAGGUGAAGGUCUUGGGUGUUUUAGCUCUUCUUGAUGAAGGAGAGACAGAUUGGAAGAUAAUUGCCAUUGGUGUGGAUGACCCAGAAGCCCAGAAGAUCCAUGAUAUUAAUGAUGUCAGGAAGCACAAACCAGGUUACCUUGAAGCUACGAUUGACUGGUUCCGAUGUUAUAAAGUCCCUGAUGGUAAACCAGAAAAUCACUUCGCUUUUAAUGGAGAAUUUAAAGACAAGGAUUUUGCUGUUGAAAUUAUUAAAUCAACCCAUGAAUACUGGAAAGCUUUGCUUCAUAAAAAAACAGAAGGAGGUACUGUUAAAUGCACAAAUGUUCUGGUGAGUGGUAGCCCUUUUUGUUGCAGUGAGGAAGAGGCCCGAUCAAUUGUGCAGUCGGCACCAGUGCCUGAGAACGGAGAUUCUGUUUGCCCAGAAGUUGAUUCCUGGUACUUUUUUCCACGUGAUCAUUGAAGUGUUCUGAAGCCACAUCUUCAAAUCUUAAGUCAUCCCAUUUUUGAAGAGAGGCACUAAUGGUUGGGUUCCCGUUGAGACAACUUUUCAAACUAUGUAAACCUUUGAUCAUGUAAAUAAAUGCUGACAUUAUAAAAUUAA